Andrographis paniculata is the source of this 1709-nucleotide messenger RNA. RefSeq names its product transcription factor TCP14-like. NCBI's taxonomy places the organism in Eukaryota, Viridiplantae, Streptophyta, Magnoliopsida, Lamiales, Acanthaceae. Gene Ontology annotation, cellular component: nucleus. The record is from RefSeq and is a predicted model, not a curated record. Gene Ontology annotation, molecular function: DNA-binding transcription factor activity; sequence-specific DNA binding. The transcript has a single exon. Bases 88 to 1317 code for a protein of 409 amino acids.
AAAAAAUGGAAAGCAAGCUAGGUUUUUCAAGAAAGUAGGGUUUCGUAUUAUAUAUUUUUUUCAAAGGGAAUUUCUUGUAAUGUGAUCAUGGAAGGAGGUGAUGAUCAUCUCCACCACCACCGCCGCCACCACCACCACCACCGCCCCAAUUUCCCCUUCCAAUUACUUGAAAAGAAGGAGGACGAAUCCACCAGCGCCGCCGCCUAUCCGUCGCUCGCCAUCUCCGCCACCGUCGCAACUUCAAACCCUUACUCCGGCGGCGCCGCCGCCGGAGACACCACUCCCCGAUCAAGCUCCUCCUCCGCCGUCCAGGCCGCUUACGCGGCGGAGCCGUCGAAAAAACCGCCGCCGAAGCGAACGUCGACGAAAGAUCGGCACACUAAAGUCGACGGCCGGGGGCGGCGCAUCCGUAUGCCGGCGCUCUGCGCCGCCAGGGUCUUCCAGCUCACUCGAGAGCUUGGGCAUAAGUCCGACGGCGAGACGAUCGAGUGGCUCCUCCAGCAGGCGGAGCCGGCGGUCAUCGCCGCCACCGGAACCGGCACGAUCCCCGCCAAUUUCACCUCCCUUAAUAUCUCCCUCCGGAGCUCCGGCUCGAGCAUGUCGGUGCCGUCGCAGCUCCGAUCCAGCUAUUUCAAUCCCAAUUACUCAAUUCCGCCGCGCCGGGGGCUUUUUCCGGGCAUCGGAUUGUCGCCGGAGAGUUCCUCCGCCACGCUAUUGAAUUUCCAGGCGGCGAAUUUAAACCCUAAUUUGAUUCAAGCGAAGCCGGAAAUUCGGGAGAGCUCCCUGGACUUAACUCCCGACGCCGCCGACGACAGCCUCGGCCGGAAGCGGAGGGCGGAGCAGGAGUUUCAGCCGUCGCAGCACCACCAGAUUGGAAACUACCUUCUCCAAUCGACCACCGGAGCUAUGCCGGCGAGCCACGCCUCAAUUCCGGCGAAUUUCUGGAUGGUCGCCAAUUCCAAUAACAAUCAGGUCAUGGCCGGCGCCGGCGCCGGCGAUCCAAUUUGGACAUUUCCGUCGGUUAAUCUCAACAACACCACCACAACCACCGCCGCCGCCGCCGCCGCUGCUUUGUAUCGAGGAAGUAUGUCCAGCGGUCUCCACUUCAUGAAUUUCCCGACCCCCGUCGCCCUGCUACCCAGUCAGCAAUUAAGCGUCGGCGGCGGCAACGGUCUGGGAGAAGGGCAAUUGGGAAUGCUUACAGCUGGAUUAAAUCCGUACCGAUCCGGCGGCGGAGUGCCGGAAUCUCCGGCGAGUGGUUCUCACGGCGGCGGCGGCGGCGGCGCCGCCGACGACGUCACCAGCCACCAUUCCUGAAUCCGCCAUGGAUUUCGGUAAAAAAAAGUUGUGUGUAAUUUGAUGUGUAAAACACACGUGAGGUUUGAUUAAUUUGUUCUAAAAUUGAGGUUUUUUUUUUUUUUUUUUUGCUUGAAGUUUGUCCUAAUCUUUUUUUUUUGAUUGUGUGAUAAUAUGGAGAGAUUAGGGUUUGAGGAAGACAAUAUUUAUUAAAAAUUGGGGAUGAUUUGGUUGGUCCCUAAUUUUGUGACAAGAAAAAAAAUGUUUAAUAUUUAUUUAUUUAUUUAUUAUCAUUUUGUGCAUUCUCAAUCCCAAUUAUUCCAUUCCCUUUGUUACAAAGCAAGAUUUGUAAUAAUUCUACGUAACACAUAUGAUCAUUUGUUCUAUGUAGUGUAAUAAAGAAUUCACUUUCA